Euleptes europaea (tarantolino) is the source of this 971-nucleotide messenger RNA. It is a transcript of the gene NTMT2, whose product is annotated as N-terminal Xaa-Pro-Lys N-methyltransferase 2. NCBI's taxonomy places the organism in Eukaryota, Metazoa, Chordata, Lepidosauria, Squamata, Sphaerodactylidae. The transcript is spliced from 4 exons. The coding region runs from base 27 to 971 and encodes 314 amino acids. The record is from RefSeq and is a predicted model, not a curated record. Gene Ontology annotation, cellular component: cytoplasm. Gene Ontology annotation, biological process: N-terminal protein amino acid methylation. Gene Ontology annotation, molecular function: N-terminal protein N-methyltransferase activity.
GCCAGGCAGCUACCCCCCAGAAGACCAUGGCUACCACGGAGUAUAUGGGUGCCCAUUUGGCUUUUAAGAGCCGCUGGCACAAGACAGAUGAGGAGCUCUGUCGGCACAGCAUGUCCUUCAUCCUUCACAAGGCCAUUCGGAAUGAUUUUUUCCAGAGUUAUCUCUGCCUGCUAGAGAAGCUUCCUCUGGUCAAACUUUACGCUCUGACCAGUGAAGUCAUCAACGGCGACAUGCAAUUCUACGCCAGAGCCAAGCAUUUCUACAGGGAGGUGCCGGCAUCGGAAGAAGGCAUGAUGGGAGACUUUGUUGAGUUAUCCAGCACAGAUCUCGAGUCCUCCAGAGAAUUCCUUAGGGAUUUUGUAGGGGGCCCUGGCAAAACCAGAUGUGACUGUGCCCUCGACUGUGGCUCAGGAAUUGGUCGGGUCAGCAAACAUGUCCUCCUUCCUUUUUUCAAGCAUGUAGAGCUGGUGGACAUGAUGGAGAAUUUCCUGGCAGAAGCCCAGAACUACUUGCAUAGCUACAGGAAAAAAGUUGACAUGUAUUAUUGCUGUGGUCUCCAGGAUUUCACGCCAGCACCCAGAAAGUACGAUGUCAUCUGGAUUCAGUGGGUUUCAGGAAAUCUGACAGAUAAGGACUUGCUAGGGUUUCUUAUCCGCUGCCAGAAUGGCUUGAAGGAGAACGGUGUCAUCAUCCUCAAGGACAACGUGGCUCGCCAGGGCUGCAUCCUGGAUCAAAUGGACAGCAGCGUGAUCCGAGAUAUGAACAUCCUCAGUCACCUGAUUGAAAAGAGUGGACUUGCCAUCCUGAGGCAGCAAAGACAAGAAGGCUUUCCUGAGACGUGUGUCCCGGUCUGGAUGAUCGCCAUGCAGAAGAAUCCCACACAGGCCAGGAAUGGGGUGACUGAAAUGGGUCUUGAACUUAAGGACUUUGAGUUGAGAGAGAAUGAAGCAGCACAUGGUAAACCCCGUUAA